This is a messenger RNA of Aspergillus clavatus NRRL 1, 1236 nucleotides long. RefSeq names its product acetamidase/formamidase family protein. The coding region runs from base 1 to 1236 and encodes 411 amino acids. NCBI's taxonomy places the organism in Eukaryota, Fungi, Ascomycota, Eurotiomycetes, Eurotiales, Aspergillaceae. The record is from RefSeq and is a predicted model, not a curated record. Gene Ontology annotation, molecular function: hydrolase activity, acting on carbon-nitrogen (but not peptide) bonds, in linear amides. The transcript is spliced from 5 exons.
AUGGGCGUAAAAGGCAUCCGUACUGCUUUGAAGGUCGAUCUGAACAAACCAGCUUGGGAACAGGAGGGUUUACAUAAUCGGUGGCAUCCAGAUGUACCUGCCUACGGCAAGAUUGCCAACAAUGAAGUGGUCAAGAUCGAAUGCCUCGACUGGACCGGCGGACAGAUCAAGAACAACGACUCUGCCGACGACAUCAAGAACGUCGACUUGACUCAGAUCCACUACCUGUCGGGCCCCUUCGAGAUCGAGACCGCUGAGCCCGGCGAUGUCCUGCUCGUGGAGAUCCAAGACGUCCAGCCCUUCGAAGACCAGCCCUGGGGCUUCACGGGCAUUUUCAGUAAAGAUAAUGGAGGCGGCUUCCUAGACGAACUCUACCCAGAGCCAGCUAAAGCAAUCUGGGACUUUGAGGGUAUCUUCUGUUCUUCGCGACACAUCCCCCACGUGCGGUUUGCAGGCCUCAUCCACCCGGGAAUCCUGGGCUGCGCUCCGUCUCCCGAGGUUCUCGCCGAAUGGAACCGCCGUGAAGGCGAGCUGAUCGCGGCGAACACCACCAGCCGCGAUGUCGCCAAGCCCCCCGAGCCCAAGAACGUGCACGCCGGCACAGCAAGCGAGGAAAUGAAGACGAAGAUCGGCAAGGAAGGCGCGCGAACGAUCCCAGGCCGCCCCGAGCACGGCGGCAACUGCGACAUCAAGAACUUGUCGCGCGGCUCCAAGGUCUACCUCCCCGUGCACGUCCCCGGCGCCAAGUUCUCCGUCGGCGACCUGCACUUCUCGCAGGGCGACGGCGAGAUCUCCUUCUGCGGCGCCAUCGAGAUGGCCGGCGUGAUCACGCUGAAAUUCACCGUACUCAAAGACGGCAUGGCCAAGCUAAGCAUGAAGUCGCCCAUCUUCCACCCGGGGCCCGUCGAGCCGCACUUCGGACCCGGCCGCUACCUCACCUUCGAGGGCUUCUCCGUCGACGAGCACGGCAAGCAGCACUAUCUCGACGCGACGGUGGCGUAUCGCCAGACGUGUCUGCGGGUCAUCGAGUAUCUCCGUCGCUACGGGUAUAACGAUUACCAGAUCUAUCUGCUGCUGAGCUGUGCGCCGGUCCAGGGCCAUAUUGCGGGACUGGUGGAUAUUCCAAAUGCGUGCACCACUCUGGGCGUCCCAAUGGAUAUUUUCGAUUUUGAUAUCAGACCGGAGGCGGACGUGAUUAAAUUGGAUAUGGGAAGUUGUGCGUUCGCUAGCAAGUGA